Humulus lupulus (European hop) is the source of this 1561-nucleotide messenger RNA. RefSeq names its product ethylene-responsive transcription factor ERF062. The coding region runs from base 89 to 1270 and encodes 393 amino acids. Lineage: Eukaryota; Viridiplantae; Streptophyta; Magnoliopsida; Rosales; Cannabaceae. The record is from RefSeq and is a predicted model, not a curated record. Gene Ontology annotation, molecular function: DNA binding; DNA-binding transcription factor activity. Gene Ontology annotation, biological process: regulation of DNA-templated transcription. The transcript has a single exon.
ACACCAUUUCUCAGUUCAUCUCUUUCUCUCUAUUCUCUUUCUCUUUCUCAACUUCCUUUGCUAUUCUAGUUUCCAAACACCCACUAACAUGGAUGAUCAUCAUCAUCAUCAAUAUCCCAAGAUGGAAACCUUUUUGUCAAAAGGACUAAUGCCCUCUUAUUUUCAAGGCAUAUCCACAACUGGGUCGAGUUUUUUUAAAGAUCCAAACAUGUUGAGUUCUCUAACUCCAACUUAUUAUGCUCCUGAAGAAGACAAAAACGGUGUCGUAUCUAGAUCAGGAUCAGAGUCUAGUAACUCUUCUAUAGAAGAUAAAACCACUAACACUUGCUCUUCUAAAUCUCUUCCUUUUGUUCCUCUAAAUCUCUUCAAAGCCCUUGAUCCAAAGCUCACUAGACCUCAAGUUUCUGAGCCAAAUUCAACAUUGUUUGAUCCACCAUCAUCAUCAUCACCUUCAUUUUCUUCCACCGAUCAACAAGUCCAACCCGGAAUCGAGUGGCUGAAAAUGACUCAAAACUUUCAUCACCAAUCCAAAGGGUUCAGUAGUUAUUGGCUUAGCACCACAAAGACUCAGCCUAUGAAGAACACAGGAUCACCAAGAAGAUCAUCACCAUCACCAUCACCAUCACCACCAUCAUCAUCAUUGGAAGUAAGUCAAAACCAGAACCAAAAGUCAACCUUUUCAUCAGUGAAGUUGUUCAGAGGGGUGAGGCAGAGGCACUGGGGGAAAUGGGUGGCUGAGAUUAGAUUACCAAGAAACAGAACGAGGGUGUGGCUUGGAACUUUCGACACGGCUGAUGAAGCCGCCAUGGCCUAUGACACUGCAGCUUACAUGUUAAGAGGGGAUUUUGCUCAUCUGAACUUCCCAGAUAUGAAGCACCAACUCAAGGCCAAUUCUCUCAAUGGAUCAACUGCUGCUCUUCUUGAAGCUAAACUUCAAGCUAUAUCAAAUGGUAUUGCUCCUUCUUCUUCUAAUAAUAAUCAGCUGUCAUCACCAAAGAAGAAGAAGGUGUCGUUUAAGAGCUCAAAAGCCACUGGUUUGGGACAAAACCAGAACCAAAAUGGGAGAAAAGAAAGGGAGUUUAUUGGGUUGGAGAGCAAAGUGGGAUGUGAUUAUCAUGAUCAUCAUCAGGCAACAAUGGCAUCUCAUGAAACCAAUACUAAGAGAAGCCAUGAAUUAGUAGUACCAGAUGUGGAUUCUGUUCAACUAAGUAGAAUGCCUUCUUUGGAUAUGGACAUUAUUUGGGAAGCUCUUUUGGUUGAUCAUACAUAAUUAAUCAUUUUAUGCUUUUAAUCACUUUUUUAUUUAUCAAAGUUACUGUUAUUAUUACUAUGUUGAAUACACCAUUUCAAACCUCUAUUCAACACUAUAUGAAAUUCAUAGUGGGGGGUACAGUUAUGUUUUUUUUUUCUUUUUUCACUCUUUUUUAUAUUAGAAAAAAUACCAUACUUAUUUUUCUUUUGGUAGAAAAAGGCUAUUGGUUUGUUUGUACUAGUCUUUUCAUUGGAGUGAAUUGUCAGUGUACACAAUCAAUGCCAUUUUAUGCUAGUUUUUUCUCUCUUU